This is a messenger RNA of Ictalurus punctatus (channel catfish), 4584 nucleotides long. RefSeq names its product contactin 3b (gene cntn3b). The record is from RefSeq and is a predicted model, not a curated record. NCBI's taxonomy places the organism in Eukaryota, Metazoa, Chordata, Actinopteri, Siluriformes, Ictaluridae. Gene Ontology annotation, biological process: cell-cell adhesion; brain development. Gene Ontology annotation, molecular function: cell-cell adhesion mediator activity. The transcript is spliced from 23 exons. Bases 815 to 3895 code for a protein of 1026 amino acids.
AGCACUGGGAAGGAAACUCAGUUAUAAAAGAAGAAGGCAGUGGUGCUCAGUUGCUCUGUUUGAUUUCGAUAAUGCUAUCGUAUUAGGGGUUCAUGUUUUGUAGCCCAUAGUUUUAUUGUACACCUAUGGGCAAUCGUAGAGAAUAGACUAUUGGCGCAGAUAAGAAUAAAAAAAUUUUUUCCACCUUUUUAAUUCCUCCAGCGGCCAUUAGGUAGGUUAUUUACGUCUAUAUUUGCUGGUGCUCUUUUGCACAGCACUGACAGUAACAGUCUCUUUACUGUUAUUCUCUCUUCUUCAUUUAUCCUCUGCCUUCUCCGCUUUUCGUCACACUUUCCCCUCACACACACGCAGAGAGAGAGAGAGAGCGAGAGCGCGCAGCACGCAGUUGGUGGACUCAUUGCGGAGGGCAGAGCGCGAGAGAGCGUUAUCUCCGUGACACGGAAUUAAUAGCGUUUUCUAGCUUUACGAAGGUGUGUGCGCGCGUGCACCCUGUGUGUGUGUGUGUGUGUGUGUGUGUGUGCGCGCGCGUGUUUCUGGAAAUCUGAGGUUUUUGUUGCUGUUAUUUUGUAUACAAAGCCUAAUUUCUCCAGCUGAAAGCACGAGCUGAGAGGAAUGGUGUUCAGAGGCGCUCUCCAUGCGGGUUCCGUCCCAUACGUGCAGCGGAAUACCAAGCAAUAACGCAUUCUCAGAAAUUGAUGGAGGAAGAAAAAAACACCCCACACGUUUAGCUGAUUAUACAUCUUGAUUUAAGAGGGAAAACUAUACCAUUCACAAGCAGUUGGAUGAGAUUCAUAUUUGCCCUUGGCAACUGAAGAUGACGUUACUAUGGAAAUGGAUAGUGCUGCUAUCAGUCACUGACUGCCUUGCAGCUUAUGCAGAAGAUGCGCUGUUUCAUGGUCCAAGGUGGAGAACAGAGCCCAGUGACCUGAUUCUCCCUAUCUACUCUCCAAAGCAGGAGGCUAUCCUAGCAUGUGAGGCCUCAGGCAUUCCUCUUCCACAGUACAGAUGGUCUCUGAAUGGGACACUCAUUGAUCUCGACGGUGACGAAAGGCGUCAUGUGUCUGGAGGGAACCUGAUUAUCAACACACUGGAUCGAGACCAAGAUGCAGGCGUUUACCAGUGCUCUGCUGCCAACGCCCGAGGAAUUAUCCUGAGUCACAGAGCCACCGUACAGUUUGCAUAUCUAGAUAACUUCAAAACCCAGCCAAGAAAUGCUGUGAAUGUGAGGGAAGGCCAAGGUGUUGUUCUGUUAUGUGGAACCCCGAUGCAUUCUGGAGAACUUAGCUUUGCCUGGGUCUUCAAUGAGUACCCGAACUUUGUCCAGCAAGACAGCAGGCUCUUUGUGUCCCAGGAGACUGGAAACCUGUAUAUUGCAAAGGUGGAACCAACCGAUGUGGGCAACUACACGUGUGUCGUCAACAACAGCAUCACCAAGGAUAAAGUGCUCAGUUCACCUACUCCUCUGGUGCUGAGAACUGAUGGUGCAAUGGGAGAAUACGAGCCCAAAAUAGAAGUUCAUUUCCCAGACACCGUGCCUGCUGCAAAAGGAUCGUCUGUGAAACUAGAGUGCUUCGCCCUGGGGAACCCGGUUCCUAAAAUCAGCUGGAGAAGAACCAAUGAUGUGCCAUUCCCAAGUAAGGUCAAGCUAAGUAACUCCAAUGCUAUUCUGGAGAUUCCCAGAUUCCAGCAGGAGGACACAGGCACAUAUGAGUGUGUGGCAGAGAACAGUCGAGGAAAGAAUGCAGCAAGAGGCCGCCUCUCUUUUCAUGCCAAACCUCACUGGCUGCAGACCAUGACAGCCACAGCCUUGUCCAUUGAGGAGAACUUAUUCUGGGAGUGCAAAGCCAAUGGGAAACCCAAACCCUCAUACAGCUGGCUGAAGAAUGGAGAAACGCUUAUGUCUGAGGGCCGGGUGCUCAUAGAGAAUGGUGCUCUCACCAUCUCCUCAUUGACCCUUUCUGAUGGAGGGAUGUAUCAGUGUGUGGCAGAGAACAAACACGGCAUCAUUUAUGCCAGUGCCGAACUGGUGGUGCUAGCAUCACCACCCAGUUUUUCCGAGAGCCCCCUGAGGAGUGUGUUGAAAGUUCGUGCUGGCAGUGAGGUGACUUUGGAUUGCAGACCACAAGCUUCACCCAAAGCCAUCAGCUUGUGGAAGAGAGGGAACGAGAUGAUCCAGAAAAAUGAAAGAUUCUCUGUCUUUCCCAAUGGAACACUAAAGAUUGUCAAUGUGACUAAGCAAGACGGGGGCAUUUACACAUGCAUUGCCAGAAACCAGUUUGGCAGUGCAAGUACGGCAGGCCGCCUGCUGAUCACGGAGCCGAGCAGGAUCACACAAGGACCCAGCAGCAUGGAGAUUAUGGUGGGCGAGAGCAUCGUGCUGCCCUGCCAGGUAACUGUGGAUCCGGCACUGGACGUAAGCUUCUCCUGGGCCUUUAAUGGCCAGCUUAUCGACUUCGAGCACGACUCAGAGCACUUUGAGAGAGUUGGCGGAAAGUUUGCGGGGGACCUCAUGAUUCGAAAUAUUCAGCUUAACCAUGCUGGGAAGUAUGUCUGCAUUAUUGAUACAGAUGUGGAGAGCUUGUCUGUGGAUGCAGUCCUGGUUGUGGAAGGUCCACCCGGUCCCCCAGACAGCGUGAUGGUGGAGGAGAUUACAGAUAGCACAGCACAGCUCUCAUGGAGCCCUGGCAGAGACAAUGGGAGCCCAAUCACUGGCUAUGUCAUCCAGGCCAGAACACCCUUCACUGUGGGCUGGCAAGCUGUGGACACAGUUCCGGAGGUGAUCAAUGGCAACACACUGACUGCUACAGUGGUGGAUCUGAAUGCCUGGGUAGAAUACGAGUUCAGAGUGUUGGCCAGCAACAGUGUGGGAAUGGGAGAACCAAGCCCUCCCUCUUCUAAAACCAGGACUGAAGAUGCAAUUCCUGAUACAGCUCCCACUGAUGUAGGAGGAGGGGGAGGCACCAAGUCAGAAUUAGUGAUAACAUGGGAGCCAGUCCCAGAGGAGCUGCAGAAUGGAGAAGGCUUUGGUUACAUCAUCGCCUUCCGACCAAUGGGCACAGUCACCUGGACCCGGGCAGUGAUAUCCUCACCCAUUGUGGCACGAUAUGUUUUCCGCAAUGACACAAUACCACCUUUCUCGCCCUUUGACGUCAAAGUGGGUGCUUUUAAUAACCGUGGGGAAGGACCCUUCAGCUCCAUUGUCACUGUGUUCUCAGCAGAGGAAGUGCCGAGCAUAGCACCUGAGAGAGUUGUGGCUAGAAGCCUCUCGGCCUCCGACAUCGAAGUCAGCUGGGAAGCAGUACAGUCAAGUCCUGAGAGAGUGCUCGGCUAUGAGGUGGUGUACUGGGAAGACAACACUAAGCCGGAAACUGUAGGUAAAGUGAGAAUCAGCAACAACUCCACUGCGGUCAAUGUUAGCGGUCUUCAGGGCAACACGCUAUACUAUUUAGGUGUGUGUGCCUUCAAUACUGCAGGAAGCAGCCCUCAGUCUCUGCCUGUUAAUGCUACCACUAAGAAACCACCUCCUGGGCAGCCACCGCAAAAUGUGGAGUGGACUCUGAUAGGCUCGCAGCUCACACUGCAGUGGGACCCAGUCAUAGCUCUGGAUACUGAGUCUGAGGUCAUUGGAUAUGUGGUAAUAUACAGGCGCCACCACAAUAAUGAAAUAUACACAAUCACCACCAACAAAACCACAGUGGAGCUGACGCUCUCUCCCCAUGAUAACUAUGUCAUUCAGAUUAAGAGCCUGAGCAAGGGUGGCCUUGGAGAAGGAAGUGAACCCAUCCAUAUUCACCAACAUAGUAUGGGAGCACAAGGGUCUGGUAUAGGAAGACUAGACACCCUCACACUCUCUCAGCUCCUCAUAACUGCACUGGUGGCCCUUAACGCCUUCUGAAGGUUUUUCCCUUGUGAGCAGCAUCCCCACCUGACACCAAUCUCUUUCACUCGCUUUCACUUUCUGUCUCUUUCUCUCUCUCACACACACACAGAUACACACACUUCAUGCUCUUAACCCAUGCCUUGUUAUUGCCACCCAUCUCUUUCUGGCUUAAUAGGAUUGCCCCAUAUAUGCAUGUCACUGACACUGCAGGAUAUUGGAAUGUCAAACAAAUAAUGAAAGGAUUUGUCAAUAUGGAAACGUCAGAAUAACGCAGAAAAAUGAUCACCACUGCUAGAAUGACGAUUUAACUGUUGCGCAUGAUCAUACAGGAGACGACGGAUUUGAGUUGGAUGGCACAAAAUACUUUACAUUCUCUUUCUCUCUAUUUUUUUUUGGCUUCUUUUAUGUUAACCUCCUCCACAUUUUGGUUCUUGAAAGCAAUCAAUGCCUUAAGGCCAUUUACAUACCAAAGUAAACAACAAAAUAGAUCUGAGAGUGUUGUUUCAACCUCUAAUCUAAACACAGUUUUCAGGCAUCAGGGUCAUCUGUGGUUAUAUUCUACUAAGAAUAAUUUGAUUGUUCUCUUGAAAAUGUAAAUGUAUCUGGCUACAUUCUGAUGAGAUUUUGUUUUGUUCAAGGCAGAAAUGACAUGUAUUGUUAUGUGUGUGUGUGUGUGUGUGUGUGUGUGUGUGUGUGUGCGCGUA